ACCUUUUGUCAUUUUAAACACUUAAGAAAAAAAACAGGUUUCACUUUUGCUGCUGACAGCCUGACAGGUUACAGUACAUGGCCUUACGGUGACUAUCGUUUGGAUCAAGCAAAGUCUGCAGCAAGUUUCGGCUAUCCACCGCCAUGGUGCGCACUAGUCGACUAGCCGCACGACUUUUCCCUCUACUUACACGAACCAAAUGGAAAAACCUCUAUAGGAACUCUUGUUUUAUUAAAUCUGAAUUAACUACUUUAUAAACUAAUUGCUCUCAUAAAUCUGACAUGGCACAUUAUUUAUUUGCUUUAAACUCUAAAGUUUCAUCACGUUGGAUCUACGCGGGUGUACGUGAUUAUUGCAGCAGGAAAUAGUUUGUUAAAGUUGUCUUUCUUUCUUUCAUAAGGCUUCCCGUCGCCAUGACUUCGCUUUUAAAAUCAUGGUGACAAAGCUAUCUAGUAACUUGGUGCUAGUAUAAGGUUGCUUACUGAUAUCGCUUGUGUGUAAAAGGGACUAACUGGCAACUACUAGCCUAAGUUUGUUCAGACUUCAGAGAGCAGAGUUUGUUAUUAUUCCGUAGCGGCAUAGCGCCCACUGCUGUUUAGUGUUUACUCUCCAAAUCGCCAUUCCAGCCUUCAAGGAAGUAGAAGCAGAAAACGUCUGCGUCUGCGAGCUGUCAGUCAUUUAUCUUGUGUUACUGACUUAUAUAAGCGCGUCGUUUGAAAGAUAUUCUUGCCAACAUCCAUUGAAGCAAGUGAAUUACUUCAGCCUGUAAAGAGAACUAUAUAAAAAUGUCGACAAUAAGAUUAGAGCCAUGUGUAUCGAUCGAUUUCGACAGCUCUACUCUGGACGAAAUUGUGACAAAAGCAAAAGACUGGGCUUUGAUGCAUGGUGUUUGCAUGAGAUCAAGGCAAAAUUUUAGUCCAGAUUCUAUAAAUUUUGCUCCUUUCGUUUUGGUUCCAUCAGCAUUUCCCAAGAAAGAAUUUGAAAAAGCUAUUGAGCUCCAAACUCUUGUCAAUGAGAUGAUACAUCGAAUUGCAAAUAAUUAUGAAUUCCUCAAAAGUACUCUUGCCAUAACCAACACAGUUGAUCCAUUUACUGCACAAUUGUUCAAAAUAUACACCACAGUCCAAGAGGAAGGUGUAUCUCAGGAAGAGUGCUGCUGUGGCUUAUUCCGGUGUGAUUACAUGCUGGACAGAGAUGCAGUCCGCCAGGUCGAAAUAAAUACGAUAGCCAGCUCUUUUGCGGGUAUCUGUACACGCGUAACGCGGCUACAUAGAUUUGUCAUGCAAGAACUCUCUCAUGGGGAUAAACUUCAGCAGAUACCAGAAAAUAAUGCGCUAGAAGCCCUCUGUGGCGGGAUGCUCAAAGCCUGGGAAAUAUACAAUCAACCUCAGGCUGUUAUUUUAUUCAUUAUCGAAGAAAUUACGUACAAUAUUUGUGACCAGAGAUUUCACGAGUUUGAAAUCCGCAAGCAAAAUCCGAAUGUAAGGGUUAUACGCCGCAAUUUGACGCAACUUGGCAGAGGAGGGGCGUCGCUUGAUGCAGAAAAGAAACUGAUUGUAGAUGGACAUGAGGUCGCAGUGAUUUACUUCAGAUGUGGGUAUGCUCCCGAUCAGUACAUGUCAGCUGACGGUUGCGAAUGGGACGCCCGGCUAAUGAUGGAACGCUCAAAAGCCAUUAAGUGCCCAAGCAUAUCGUAUCAUCUCGCUGGGACGAAAAAAGUCCAACAGGUCCUAGCUGAUCCUGGAAAUCUAGAACGUAUAUUUGACGAUCCUGAUAAAGUUGCCAGACUAAGGGAUGUGUUCACUGGGCUUUACUCGCUUGACCUGGACGAAGAAGGUGAUCGCGCUGCUGAAAUGGCCAUCCAGAAUCCUGAUAAGUACGUCCUGAAACCUCAGCGUGAAGGAGGUGGUAAUAACGUAUACGGAGAGGAGGUUGGCGAAGUCUUGAAACAGCUGAAAGGCAAUCCUGAAAGAGCUAGUUACAUCCUGAUGGAUGUUAUCAAGCCCCCAUUACUGCAAAAUUGGAUGGUGCGUCCAUCUACUCAGCCCAUGCGUGUAGACACACUGAGCGAGCUCGGAAUAUUCGGAGUCAUCAUUGGAACUGCCAAAGAAAUCUUGCACAAUUCCGUGGGUGGACACAUGCUGCGUACUAAAAUACACACCGCUAAUGAAGGAGGAGUUGCUGCUGGACUCGGAGCUCUUGAUUCACCAUUCCUUGUUGAUUUAUGAAUUUCGUAAUUUUUAUUAUGAUAGUAAAGUCAUGCCUUCGUAUGAAUAAGUAUUAGGGCUAGAUUAUAUUACUUUGAGGGGAUAGCAACAUUUAUCUUAGAAUCGUUUGGCUUUUGAGGCUAAUAUGUUAUUUUGUAUUCAGGAUAACAACUAUAUUUGAAACAUAAAUUUCUAAUAACAAAA
Daphnia pulex (common water flea) is the source of this 2411-nucleotide messenger RNA. Its product is annotated as glutathione synthetase-like. NCBI's taxonomy places the organism in Eukaryota, Metazoa, Arthropoda, Branchiopoda, Diplostraca, Daphniidae. Gene Ontology annotation, molecular function: glutathione binding; ATP binding; glutathione synthase activity. The transcript has 12 exons. Gene Ontology annotation, biological process: glutathione biosynthetic process. The record is from RefSeq and is a predicted model, not a curated record. Gene Ontology annotation, cellular component: cytosol. Bases 786 to 2228 code for a protein of 480 amino acids.